Messenger RNA from Sitophilus oryzae (rice weevil), 933 nucleotides. RefSeq lists its product as uncharacterized. The record is from RefSeq and is a predicted model, not a curated record. The transcript has 6 exons. Bases 52 to 927 code for a protein of 291 amino acids. NCBI's taxonomy places the organism in Eukaryota, Metazoa, Arthropoda, Insecta, Coleoptera, Curculionidae.
UCACUUGGUUUGGAAUAAAUUCAUUGUUUGUGAAGUCUGUAUACAUCAUACAUGAUCAAGAUGUAUAUUAGAUCGUCCUGUUUGUGUUUUAUUUUACUAUAUGUUUUUACAAUUUCUUGUGCAGGUGCACAUGCACAAGAAACACAAGAGGCAAAAUGUGACGCCCUAGAGGACACAUUCUUAAUUAGGAGGCUGACAAAGAAGAUUAUCAAUCCAACUGAAAAAUGUAUACCUGGAAACUGCUUAUGCGAGGAAGAGAAGCCAUAUUGUACAAAUAACGGAGACGAUGAUUUUUCAUCACGAGGCCCAUCACAAAUUGUCAGAACGUUCUACUACCUCAUGAUCUUUGGAUUCUCCUCCAUAAUAUUCCUGCAAUACUACACGAAGAUAAGGGAGCCCUGGUGUGAAGAUGCGGCCUGGCAGGAAGAUUACAAGUUGAAAUUUUCACUAGCAAGUGUUUGCGCAUGGAAUCUAGUGACGGAGGGUAUUCUCUUCUUUAUACCCAAAACUACGGCGGAGCUGGUGGUUAUUAUACGGAGAUGCAUGAACAGUACUUUUUACAUGAUGAUCGCCUGUCUCUGUUACGAUUUCUUGUGCGAGAUUAGAGAUCCGGAUAUUACGAAGAGACCGCAUAUAAUUCUUCAUCCUUUACCUGGUACGCCUAUCAUCUCCAUUAACAUAGCAAUAAACCUCUUGAUGAUAGGCUGGUUGGCAGCCAUCAUUAAUAUACACAAGGAUAUUCUAACGUGUGAGGACGAAUUGAGGGCAAAAAGAGCCGAGAAACGCAGGGAAGCCAAGGAAAAGGCUCGACGCAGAGCGGAGAAGAGAGAGGCUCGUGCCAACGCUCCUCCAUGGCAGUUCAUGCCAAAUCCAGAACGCGAGCUGGCGCCCAGAGGAGGCCUGCAUAGACGCAAAAGAAGGCGGUAAACUAAU